UCCAUUAUUAUAAAUAUUUUUCAUUCAUAUAUUUAUGUAUUACUACAAACUGGCUUGUGUCUGCAUCAAGAUCAGGCAGAAAGUAAAAGUAACGACCACUGACAGUCUGUUAAGCCCCACCGUCCGUAAGGUCUCCCUUCGUCCACCAGGUGGCGGUAGUGAGUCAACUGGAACCUCAAAUUUCCCCGAAGAAGCUGCGGGAUCGGUUCGUUGUCAUGGAGACACUUUGUAAUUGUUCCUGAACAGAAACGAGGAAAGUUAGGGGUGCAGGUGCAGCACCAAAUGCAGCAUUUAAAGUCAAAUGUGACUAUAUUACAAGCACCACUGUUAGCUUAUCCGCUCCGCUGGUUAGCGUUAGCUGCGCCGCUGCGUUCAAGGACGGCUCGUUUUUUUUUUUUUUUUUUUAGAAAACACGGAAAAAGUCCAAACAAACAUCAGGUCACGCCUCACCGUCCUCUGCUGCACACGCAUCAGUCGGGUCUGCUGCUCCUGGGGGGCCUCUUCAGCCCUGGAAAUGUCCCAAAGGGAUGUGAUCGAUUUCUCGGCGUUGGAAAGGGAGUUGAAGGCGGCGGUGGAGUCUGACCGCAGAUAUGACCGUGAGAAUGAAGCCAAACUGAGAGCUGUCCACCAGGGAGUGUCCUACGAGCAGUUCAGGAACCUGGUCCUCUCCUCCCACCUGAAGCCUCUGGAGAAGAAGGACACGGACGGCGCUCCACGGAAGCAGCCCUGGAAUCCCGUUGUCCCAAACCAGACGUGAUUCAGAUCCUUCCUGUCUGUCGCACAUUAAGGGUUGCGCCUGUGUUCUUUAAGAUCGCCAUAUGUAAGAAUGGUGAUAACAGAAAACCUAAUGUCAGAAGGAGAACUACAGACCAUUACUGUCAAUAAAAAACUUUCAAUUCAAA
Oryzias latipes (Japanese medaka) is the source of this 902-nucleotide messenger RNA. Lineage: Eukaryota; Metazoa; Chordata; Actinopteri; Beloniformes; Adrianichthyidae. The record is from RefSeq and is a predicted model, not a curated record.